CGCGACGACCGCGCCGACGUCCUGCCGCGCGCGCGCGCCGUGAACGCAUUUCCGCGCGUCUUCGCGCGUUUCGGGCGCCGAGCGCGACGCGAGCGCGACGCGAGCGCCGCGGAUGGUGAUCGGCACGCGAUCCGCCGCGACGACGAUGACGCUCGGCGCGCGCGCGACGACGACGCUCGGCGCGCGAUCGAGCGCGCGAUCGACGCGCGCGGUGAUCGGUAAUCGAUCGCGCGUCGCGCGGGCGGCGAGCGGGACGGCGCGGGCGGAGCCGCGACGAUGGACGCCGAGCGCGGCGGCGGCGACGAGGACGACGAGGACGACGCGAGAAAAGCGAGGGACGACGACGCGACCGCGCGCGGCGAGCGAGGAACCGACGACGAAGAGUGAGAGCGUGACCACAGCACAGAGCGGGGAGAUGACGAGCGAGGCGAAGCAGAAUCGGGACGUGGCCAUCGUCGCGGCGUGCUUGGGGGUGUCGUGCGCGUUCGGCGCGGGGAUCGGCGCGGUGGAGGGCGCGGAUAAGGCGAGCGAAUACUUUGCUGGGUACCUGUUGGAGCAGAGUUUGAGUGUGGAUAAUUUAUUCGUCUUCGUGCUGUUGUUUGAGUAUUUCAAGGUGCCGCCGGAGAGGCAGACGAGGGUGUUAAACUACGGCAUCGUCGGGGCGCUGGUGAUGCGAGCCGUCAUGGUCGGGGCCGGGGUGGAGUUGAUUGAAAAUUUCCAACCCAUUCUUUUGGUGUUUGCGGGUAUUUUGAUUUUUAGUUCGUACAAGCUACUCGCGGAAGGGGAAGAGGAGGAGGAGGACAUGGGGGAUAACGCCAUCGUGAAGUUUGUCGGAAACUUUUUGGAGGUGAGCGAAGAUUACGACGGCGAUAAUUUCUUCACCGUGCAAAACGGGGUGAAAAUGGCGACGCCGCUGUUGCUCGUGCUCGCGGUGGUGGAGAUUAGCGACGUCGUCUUCGCCGUGGAUUCCAUCCCGGCGGUUUUCGGAGUGACGAAGGAUCCGUUCAUCGUGUACACCUCAAACUUGUUUGCGAUUCUAUCCCUUCGACAGCUUUACACGUUGAUUUCCAAAGCCGUGGGGGAGUUGAAGUACUUGCAAACCGCCGUGGCGCUCGUGCUCGGCUUUAUCGGGGCCAAGAUGAUCGUCGAGUACGCGGGCGUCGAGGUCCCAACCGAGGCUUCGCUCGCCGUCGUCGUCACCAUGCUCGGCGGCGGCGUCGGCGCCAGUCUCAUGUUGCCGUCCGAGGACAAAGAGGGCGAAGAGUAAUGUCGACGAGAACGGUUACGUCU
Messenger RNA from Ostreococcus lucimarinus CCE9901, 1290 nucleotides. RefSeq lists its product with no specific name. The record is from RefSeq and is a predicted model, not a curated record. Bases 416 to 1267 code for a protein of 283 amino acids. The transcript has a single exon. Gene Ontology annotation, cellular component: membrane. Lineage: Eukaryota; Viridiplantae; Chlorophyta; Mamiellophyceae; Mamiellales; Bathycoccaceae.